AUGCAACAGGCCUCGCUAAACACUCCAUGCGGCGCGGCCACCCGGCCACCAAGGUCGCCGCAAGCUCUGCGYCGCAACCCGAGCGAGGAGUUUGACGACGGUCCCUCACCGCGCAGCACGCUCGGUCGUCGUGCCCUGCCCCCCUCCCCGCCCCGCUGCAGCCGCCUCUGCUCCCGCCUGCCAAGGGCUCUCCUUCCGCUCUGUCCCUGCCCCCGCCGCUCGUCCCCCGGGCUUCGACACGCACGGGGGUCCGCCGCGCUGGCAGCACCUGGAAGUCACGUUUGGCCGCGCAGGGCCCAAGAAUUGUCUUUGAUCRUAGGAAAAGUUGUAGUUCCCUCGCCACAAAAUGGCGAACGGCGGAGAACUACAUCUCCCGGCGUGCCUCGCGCGCCCUCCCGCCSAUUGGCUGCUGGGCGAGGAACCCCCUUCGCCACGCUCGAUCUUCCCCAACACCACCCCCCCCCCCCGCGUUGGUUUCCCCCUCCUCCUCGUCCGCCCUCCGUCGCGGAGCUCGGUGAUGGAGGAGGGGGGGUGCGGCGCAGAGGAAGGGGGAGUCCUACGGCAGGGGAGGGAGGAGGAGAUGGGCGAGGGGGAAGUUUAUUGGGAAUUGCUGACAGGGAGUGGGGAGGCAGGCAGGCGCCGCGGGAGGCUGCAGGCAGAGCGCGGGGAUUAAUGUGUCUGUGUUCGGCUGGGAAGUGGCGGCACGAAAACUUCGUGUCUGUGGGCUGCGCCCGCCGACGAGGCGGCGGUCUGGGUCCGCCGGACAGACAGACGGCUGGACAGACAGACGGCCGGACAGACAGACGGCCGGACAGACCGCCUGCCUGCCGGGCGGGCGGUGUCGGCUCGGGACGGGCUGCCGGGUUGGGCUGCUUGGCGUUUCCACGGUGUCCCGAGGUCGCGCCUCCUGCGCCGCUGGCAUGCCGGGGCUGCCCCGCGGGAACCGGGCCGGUGGCCGGGCRCGCCCGGGAAUAACCUUUCUGUGCGGAUGGAUGUGUGCUUCCAAAUCCCGCGGAGAGGCCGGCGGUUGCCCAGGAGCAGCGGCCCGUCCUCCCCAGGGCUGAUGCCGGGGUUGGCCAGCACCUUGCUGCCCCAUCCCCGGCAGGCUCUGCCGCCGGAACCGCCGGCGGUUCCUGGAAACCCGGUGGGAAAUCCCAACGUUCAAAUUCUGAGAAUUACACACAUUUAUAAAGGAGCUCUCAAACGGGAUUUAUGGGUUCUGCAAUUAGUUUUUAGUCACUGUCCAACGUCAACUUUUCCAAUAACCUGCAAAGGCGAAGAAUAGGGUCAGUGGUGUGAGUAUGAUACUAUUGUUCAAAAAUUUAGGGAUAUUUUUUGUUUGUUUGGGUUUGGUUGUUUUUUUUUUUUUUUUCUUUUUGGGGGAAGGGAUAUCUUGGUUUAUGUGGUUUGGGUUGGUUUUU
Molecule: messenger RNA, 1421 nt
Organism: Malurus melanocephalus (red-backed fairy wren)
Lineage: Eukaryota; Metazoa; Chordata; Aves; Passeriformes; Maluridae
Product: atherin-like
Exons: 3
Coding region: 1-975 (324 amino acids)
Source: RefSeq, a predicted model, not a curated record